CAUUUUUAAUAUCAGUAUCUUCUCUUUGGCAUUGCUUGCUAAGUAGCUAUUGUCCUUCGCAUUUCCCAAUUCGUACGCAACGCAUCCCGUUUUUCAGUUUGGGGCUUCGCUCACUCACUCUCUGCUUUAUUGAAAGCUCACAAAUCUUUCUUGCGCUCACCCUCUUAAGCUCAAAUCACCCACGAAUCUGAUGGCCAUGCAGGAAGGAAGUCCUGCUGACACUCAUACUCCCAGUGCUCAAGUCGUUGGAAAUGCUUUUGUGGAGCAGUAUUACCAUAUUCUUCACCAAUCACCGAAUCUGGUGCACAGAUUUUAUCAAGAUUCAAGUUGUUUAAGUCGGCCAGAUAUGGUUGGCAACAUGACUACAGUAACAACAAUGCAAGCAAUUAAUGAGAAGGUACUAUCGCUGAAUUACCAGGACUAUACAGCAGAGAUAAAAACUGCAGAUGCUCAGGACUCUUUUGAGAAAGGGGUCAUUGUAGUGGUAACUGGAUGCUUAACAGGGAAAGAUAAUAUUAGAAGGAAGUUCACUCAAACCUUCUUUCUAGCUCCACAAGACAAAGGCUACUUUGUCUUAAAUGAUAUUUUCAGGUACAUUGAAGACAACGAGUUGCAAAACACUAUUCCAGUUAAUGGCGUCAGCGAACAGGCUUCAACAUCUGUCUUGACAUCUGAACCAGAGCCCUCUAAUGACCACCCUGUGGAGGACCCAUUGACUUAUCCUGAGGACGAAGAUAUUAAUAAUGGUGCUGAAGUUUGUGACCCCUCAGAUGAGGAGGAAGGUUCAGUAAUUGAAGAAGAGGUUGUUGAGCCUCAAAAAGUUGUCAACCAGAAUGAGAGUGUUGUGGUUGAUGAUUCAACUCCUGCAGUUCUAGAAGAUGCUCCAAAGAAAUCCUAUGCAUCAAUUGUCAAAGUGAUGAAAAGUAAUGCACCACCUACUCAGGUCAAUGUUACUACCAGAUAUGCAAGGGUGGUACCUGCAGAGCAACGAUCAAAUGUUUCUGCAAAACCUGCUCCAGUAGCACCAAUAGUAGCAGUACCUAAUAGUGAUAGUGCACCUGAAAGUAGCAACGAAAACGAGGAAGCUGAAGGACACUCCAUAUAUGUACGGAAUUUACCUUAUAAUGCAACACCUGCACAACUUGAGGAGGCAUUCAAAAAAUUUGGACCUAUUAAGCGCAAUGGCAUCCAAGUCAGAAGUAACAAGCAGGGGUUCACUUUUGGUUUUGUCGAAUUUGAGACUCCGAGUUCAGUGCAGAGUGCACUUGAGGCUUCACCGAUCACAAUUGGGGAUCGUCAAGCUGCUGUGGAAGAAAAGAGGACAAGUACUCGAGUUGGUAGCAGUGGGAGAGCAAGGUAUACAUCAGGUAAAGGUGGGUUUCGGAGUGACAGUUUCCGUGGUCGAGGGAACUUCAGCGGUGGCCGAGGAGGAGGCUAUGGCAGGAAUGAAUUCAGAAACCAGGGUGAGUUUUCAGGACGAUCAAAAGGUUCGGAUGGACGGAAUGGAGACAGUUAUCAGCGGGCUAAUCAGAAUGGAACGGGUGGCCGUCAAGGUGUGGCCCCUAAACCAUAAUUCUAUUUGUUUUCAGACAUUAGCUGAGAAAGUGACCAGGUGAUUCUUUUGACAGUAUAAACUAAAGGUAAUGAAGGAGCUAAAGAUUCGUAGUUUUUAAUCUUCAUGAAGUUCCAACUGUUGUGAAUGAAUAAAACUAUUUUGGAUUCUUUGAUCAAUUUUCUUUUUUGGUA
Gossypium raimondii (Peruvian cotton) is the source of this 1746-nucleotide messenger RNA. Its product is annotated as nuclear transport factor 2. Gene Ontology annotation, molecular function: mRNA binding. Bases 191 to 1573 code for a protein of 460 amino acids. NCBI's taxonomy places the organism in Eukaryota, Viridiplantae, Streptophyta, Magnoliopsida, Malvales, Malvaceae. The record is from RefSeq and is a predicted model, not a curated record. The transcript is spliced from 9 exons. Gene Ontology annotation, cellular component: ribonucleoprotein complex; cytosol.